AUGAUGGGUGACGAGACCGUCCCUGCCAACACUAUUGUUGGAGAUACCGGCCUAUUCCAGUGCGGCUCUUGCAAGCGCCAGUAUAAGAGGCUGGAUCACUUAGCUCGCCAUGUUCGCUCCCAUACCCAGACUAAGCCAUACUCGUGCAAGAUAUGCAGCAAAGCCUUUGCCAGAACGGAUAUCCUGAAGAGACACAUCGCCGGGCACGAGGCCCAAGGCGUAACGCCUAGCGUUAAGUCCUCCUACUCAGAUGCGAAGGAGAAUCCCGGCAGGGUGACGCAAGCAUGCCGGGCCUGCUCCUCCAACCACCUUCGGUGCAGCGAAGAGAAGCCGUGUCGCCGGUGCACCUCCAAGGGCAUCGACUGCGUAUGGACUCAGCCUAGCGACUCCGUCAUCACACCUCCCUCGAGCGUAUCCCAAGCUAGCGAGGCGACCUUUGACAUGGGGAAUACGGCUCAGCCAGCUCACUUGGCGGACAUGGAACCCCUACAACCUCAACUUAUGGAGAGUCGUGACAUGGCUCCUGGAUCACCCAGCAUGUCUGGUAUGGAUGGUGGUAUGAACAACGCCCUACCGGGUUUCUUCCCAGACUGGAACCUCCUCCCAGGCCAAUGGACGCCCCUAGCCGGCCAAGACUUCGGCCUCACACCCAACAUCGACCUCGACGACGUCGACCUGCGCUUCCUCGACUCCUACAACCUCAAAGUCCCCUUUGAGUUCGGCACCGCCUCCCACGCCGGGUCCGCCACCGACCCCGCCUUCCCCCUCGAAAACACCACGCCCACCUCCUCCUCCGCCGUCGCUGAGCACACCUACUCAUCCUCCUCCUCCUCCUCCUUCCAUCCCGCCGCUCUCGGCUCGGAGGCCUUUCGCCGAUCCCACUGGCGCUUCCGACCCAACCGCCACGACCACGGCGGCGCCGAGGAGCACAACCUCUCCCUGGACCCGCAAGAGUCCGCAGACCAUGCCGUCUCCUCCCGCGACAAGAUCCUCACCAUGGUCGUCGAGAGCUGUCGCCCCCAGAACCUGUCGCGCGCCGUCGCGGCGGGCAUGGCGGCGGAUGGGGCCGUCAUGACUGCCGAUCCGGCGCUCACCAAGUUGGGGUAUGCCAUUCAGGAGUGCGUAAGGGUGUCCGUUCCCAAAGACUGGGAAAGAAACAACAGCUUAAUCCGCGACCUCGAGCUCCUUCAAGCCUUCUUCUUCACUCUCGAGAUCGGCCUAUGGAGCGGCCACGGCCGCAAAGUCGAAAUCGCCGAAAGCUUCCUCCAGCCCCUCCUCACCAUGACGCGGCGCGGCAACAAGUUUCGGCGGUCGGCUUACCCGCCCAUCGUCGUCCGCGCCGACGACGACCACGAGACGCUGACGCGGACGUGGCACGCCUGGGUGAAGCAGGAGUCGUUUAAGCGCGUGGCGCUGCGCAUGAAGCAGCACGACUCGGACAUGUCGCUCGCCUUGCUCGUGAACCCCAUCGUCUCCUACGCCGAGACGCAGCUUCCCCUACCUUCCUCGGAACGCCUGUGGGCUGCCCCGACGGCCGAGAAAUGGCGGGCCGAGUAUCUCGCCCUUGAGCAGCACGCCCUCGAGAGGCGCCGCGCGAGUGGUGGGGCGGGCCUGGUUGAGACGACACCAGGCUACCUACCUUCAGUCACGGAUCUCCUGGACAACCCGGACGGCCUACACGUGUACGGCGCAGACAUCGACGUAACAUUUGCCAGCUUCUCCUUCCUAGCGAACGUGUGGAACCUCGCGUGGGAGUACACCCAGCUCGAGUCCCUCCAGCGCGCGCCCAAGCACCGGUGGAACACCCUCGUGAUGACCUCGCGCCUCGAAGAGCUCGUGCGCCUGCUCAACCACUUCCGCCUCUGCAUGGACGCGACCUCGCCCUACGCCUACGAGCUCAACAUGCGUCUCGAGGUCGUCUUCCUUCAUCUGCACGUGCCCUUUGACGACAUCCAGCUCUUUGCCGGCAUGGACGGGCCCGAGCACGCCAGGGUCGUGUACCCGGGGCUCGUCGAGUGGGCCCGCGGCGAGCCCGCCCGGCGCGCCGUCUGGCAUGCCGGGCAGGUCCUGCGCUGGGCGCGCCUGCUUCCCAGGACGGCUCUGCAGCGGGCCACGGCCAUCAUGGUCUACCACGCCGCGCUGACGCUGUGGGUGUACGGCCUGCUUUCCUACGGUGGUGUGGCGGGGCCCAUGGAGCCACCCUCGGCGCAGGCGGUACGGAUCGACCUCGAGGAUGGUGUUUCGGUGCAGCGGUUCACGCAGUUUGGGCGGGGAUAUCCCUGCGUUUAUGCACCUCAUCUUGGCCAACACCAAGAUCAACAACAGCAGCAGCAGCAUCUACAACACCACAGCAAUCAUCAAUCGUACAUGAACUCCGAUGUGGUAUACCUCUUUCACCCUGACGGGGUGAUAGAGGUGACGAUGGCGAUCCUGCGCGCUAACCACGAGGGGCUCCCGCAGCCCCGGCUCGUGCAUCAGCUGAUCGAGCUCAUGUCCGAGCUACAAAGAGCAUCGCGCAAGGGCAUGGAGGUCUAG
Messenger RNA from Parascedosporium putredinis, 2535 nucleotides. NCBI's taxonomy places the organism in Eukaryota, Fungi, Ascomycota, Sordariomycetes, Microascales, Microascaceae. The record is from the annotation of a GenBank genome assembly.